Molecule: messenger RNA, 909 nt
Organism: Aspergillus oryzae RIB40
Lineage: Eukaryota; Fungi; Ascomycota; Eurotiomycetes; Eurotiales; Aspergillaceae
Exons: 1
Coding region: 1-909 (302 amino acids)
Source: RefSeq, a predicted model, not a curated record
AUGGAAAAAUUCAAACACAAGAAUAACUUGAUGGGCUUGAAGUCCCGAAAGAGCUCUUUCAGCGCCAAGAGUGAUUCGGAAAGCCCCAGGCGUCUGAGUAUAAACUCGGCGAUAGCAUCUGCCAUACAGUCACCCAGCGUCCUUUCGCCUAUCUCUCCCACAGGGUUUGCGACCCCUUCGCCAUUGUCACCCACCCAGAGCCAGGAGAACUUCAGGCCAGAUAACCUGCGUGACCUUCUGGGAGACUAUCAAAACGCGCGCACUACAAGUACCAUCUCUAUUGAUACCACAUCUUCUGUCUCUGCCGGCGUGACCAGUCCAACAUCAACACUGGUGACAGACAGUCCUUUCACUCCCGCUAGUCAAUCACACAACCCAUCUACGGAUAGCAAUCAAAAUAGACCACGGAGCCAAACGUUCCCUUUCAUUGGUGUCGACCCAAGUGUGCUGUCGCCUGAUGAACAGCCUGAUCAGCUUUCACCGAAGACUGGACUGCAGCAAGCCACUUUACAAGAAUCACCAUUUAUGGAUGAGUACAACCCAAAGGCUAUUCCUAGUCUCGAUACCUCAUCCAGCACAAUCAAGCGUAACCGCAGCAACCCAGAAAUCAAGGCAAAAUCCAUUUAUCCACCAUUAUUUCCGAAGUCAACCACGGUUUCGCCUAUAAGUUCACCUGGCUCGCCGACCCAGGAUGAAGCUAGGAGGGCAUUGGAGUUGGUGAUGAACUAUUUUGAGCACCAACCCACCGGCCUGGGAGCCCAAGACUAUCUAACCAUUGGAGGGCUAAUGGAAAGGUUGGAACUCGCCAAGUCCCAACAGACUACGCUCCCUGGCGGCCUUACUCGCAUUGACGAGCAUGAUGACGGCCCGCAUUUACAUAAAAAGCGAAGCAUUCGCAGCCUUGGCUAA